UAGUAGCGUGUAAACUGCCCUCAUUUACAAGAGGAAGAAGAAGAGUUCCUCGUCCUCCAAACAGAUUUACAGCAGGAGGAGCAAGGUUAUGACUGUAAGGGAUACGGAAAGAGUUCAAAGACAUGAAGUGGGCUGAAAUAAUAGUGAAAGAGUUUGGCCAUCCGACACGAUCAGUGGCAGGGUGGCUGAUCAGUAAGUUGCUCACAGUGUGCAACCGCGUUCUUGAGGAGAAUACGGUUCAGCUGUGUGGGAUCCGACCUGAGGACACAGUGCUGGAGCUGGGUCACGGCCCAGGUCAUGGUCUGCAGUCAGCAGCCAAACUGCUCACAGAGCCCACAGGCCGCCUUAUAGGUGUGGAUUACUCGGCAUACAUGCAUCAGAUGGCAAGUGAUCGAAUGAAGGAUUUUGUGGCCAGUGGGAAAGUGACCCUAUACCACUGUGAUGUAGAAGCAAUGCCUCUGGCAGACAGCAUUGUGGAUAAAGUCUUUCAUUGUAACUGCUACUACUUCUGGUCUGACCUCGAGAAGGGAGCCACAGAGAUACACCGGGUAAUGAAACCAGGAGGCUUGAUGGUGACCACUCUGAGGCUGUCAAACUGGCCUCAGGAGCCCUACAUGACAGCUCUGAGAGACUCUGGCUUUACUGAUGUCAGAAUGGAAGACAAACAGCACAAAAACAUUACUUUUCAGGCUAUAUAUGCCACUGCCUCAAAAUGAGAUUGAAAUCAAACUGCAAGUAAGAGAUUGUGCGUAUUCUAGCCCAUAUUUAUUAUCCGGUUUUACAUGUGAUUUUUAAUUGUUCUUAAUGGUACUUUUGAAAAUUGGUUCUCCUCUCUAUGGCAGAUUUGAAAUGCCUGAAUGAAAACAAGUCAAACACAGAUAUACAAUUAAAUACAAUACAGAUUAUUUGUUUUUGUUUAGUAACUGAAUUGAUGGGGAGGAAUGAACACCAGAACCUCCAGUCGGUUUACAAACAGUCUGUUCUUAGGCAAGCUCAGAGGAUAGUGACUGACCCAUCACAUAGAAUAUGAGCUCUUGCCCUCUGGCAGACGCUGUAAACCUCAACCAUUUUAAAAACGAAUGUGUUCCUACCUCUGUUAAACGUUUAAACAAUGCUGCUUGAGGCCAUAGAGAUUUUGCAAUAGUUUCAUGGUGUUUUACUGGGGGGUGAAGGAAAUACUGUAUGUUACAUUCAACAUGUUUUUACCUCUGGGAUGUGUGCAAUACUUUAUGUGCAGUUUAUUGCUGUGACUCCUACAAUUGGUGCUGGAUUGUUUUUUUUUUUUUAAUUUUAUUUAUAACUGUCAGCGCAUUAUUCAUGUGUACAGCUGGGGGUCCAAAACAAAUUUCCCUAAGGGGACGAUAAAGUAUAUCGUAUCGAGGGAAUCUUGACCUGAUUGUAAAUGCUUAGGCGUUUCCCACCUGGAUGUCAUCAGACAAUUCACCUUUGGCUGAAUAGACCCUUUGUCUUGAAAACAAAGGCAUGCAAAACACUGAAUGAAAGAAACCACCUUGAUCAGAGGGGGAGGACCAAGCCAAGGUAUAAAGAGAGAGAGCACCUGUCCAACGGGGUGCAUAUUACAAACCAACAUUUGCAUUGUGUACCAUGCUCUGAGCAUUAAAAGUGUGACAAUACUGUAA
Messenger RNA from Sander lucioperca (pikeperch), 1640 nucleotides. RefSeq lists its product as uncharacterized. Gene Ontology annotation, cellular component: endoplasmic reticulum. The record is from RefSeq and is a predicted model, not a curated record. Gene Ontology annotation, molecular function: sterol 24-C-methyltransferase activity. The transcript has 4 exons. Bases 123 to 716 code for a protein of 197 amino acids. Gene Ontology annotation, biological process: sterol biosynthetic process. Lineage: Eukaryota; Metazoa; Chordata; Actinopteri; Perciformes; Percidae.